This is a messenger RNA of Paramuricea clavata, 1239 nucleotides long. Lineage: Eukaryota; Metazoa; Cnidaria; Anthozoa; Malacalcyonacea; Plexauridae. The record is from the annotation of a GenBank genome assembly.
AUGGCGGCUUUCAACCAAGCACACAAACUCAAAUUACUGCUACUUUGGUUCCUUCGUAGGAGAGAAAAAAGAGCUAAUAAAAUAUUAGAGAAAAAAACCCUGCUGAGAUCAGAUGCUUAUUCAACGAAUAAACUGCGAAUUACAUUUUUGAAAGCAAUAUUAGUUUGUGUUAACCGUCCACGUUAUAGAGCACUGUGGAUGCAUCCACGAUCACUUACUUGGUUCGAGAUGGUAGAUCGAGAGUAUAAUGACGAACUUUGGUAUUCAAACUUUCGAGUUACAAGGGGGACAUUCGAAUUUCUUUUAAAUAAAGUCAUGGAAUAUAUACGCUGCAAAGAUACAGUCAUGCGUUCUGCAAUUUCGGCGAAGCGACGGCUGGCCAUUACAUUAUACUUCUUGGCAUCCACUGCUGAAUAUAGGACUAUAGCCAAUUUAUUUGGUGUUUCAAGAUCGUUCGUGUGUUUAUGCGUUAGAGAUGUCUGCAAAGCAAUAACGAGCAAGUUGUCGUAUGUUGUGAGUUUUCCGCAUGGAGACGAAUUGGUGCAAAUUAUCAAUGAUUAUGAACAACGAUGGGGUUUUCCAAUGUGUGCUGGAGCGAUUGACGGGACACACAUUCCUAUUGUUGCACCGUCCGAAUGUCACGCAGAAUACGUAAACCGGAAAGGCUAUCACAGCAUAAUCAUGCAAGCUGUAGUGGAUUGCAAAUACCUGUAUAGAGAUGUGGUCAUCGGUUGGCCUGGAAGCGUUCACGACGCACGGGUAUUUUCAAAUUCAUCUAUUUUCAAGAAAGGGAAUGAAGGCAAGCUAUUUCCAGAUGAUCUCACUGUGGAAUUACAAGGAGUAGAAAUGUCACCAUUUAUAGUAGCAGAUCCUGCUUAUCCCCUCUUGCCAUGGGUUUUGAAAGGUUUUCAGAGAAACGAUAACCAGCCGAGAAGAGAACGAGUGUUUAACUAUCGCCUUAGUAGAGCCAGAAUGACUGUAGAAAACACCUUCGGCAGGUGGAAAGGACGUUUUAUUAGAUUUAGAAAAUGUGUUGAUAUGGAGGUACCUGCCCUGGUCAAUGUUGUUUUAGCCUCUUGUAUUCUGCAUAACAUUUGCGAAAUUCAAAACAACGAUUUUUUGCCGCAGUGGGAAGGACCAGAAAGAGCCGAAGAGGCAGUUGUGGGGAUUGAUAACGUUGACAUUGUAGAAGCUGAUGCACACGACAUUCGUGAAGCAUUAGCAGAUUACUUUAGCUAG